AUGAAAUUAAUCCCUUUAAUAUUAGCAACGUGUUUUUUAAGUGCGGUAGCUCAGGACAGUUUUGAGAAUGCCGGUGUGCGGAUUGUUUUUAAGAUUUUCGAAGAUUGUACAGCUGCAGACGUAUUCUCUUCAUGUUUAAAAAAUAAAGCUAUCACAAUCAUGGAUCGACUGGGACGCAUGGAAAAGUUUUCUUUAGUAGAUGGGAUAACAAUAAUUCGCGCCAGUGACGUGCAAAAUGAUGAAACUGUCAACGAGAAUCAGUUGGAAAACACACUACCACGUUCUGCUGACAACGAAAACGAUGAUCUCAAUACUAGGCUUCUGAAUAAAAUUUCAAAAUUCAUCGGAUCCAGGAACAUAGAGAUUACUAUGCCCAAAUUUUCUUUUGAAGAUUUUGAAGAAGGAGGCAAGAAAGGAGGGAUGAUGGGGGGUUUAAUGAUGGCCGUAGCGGCAAAAAUGGCUGCCCUAAUCCCCGUAGCCAUAGCAGGUCUUUUCUUAUUGGCUGGUAAAGCUCUGAUAACUGCAAAAAUCGCACUUCUGUUAUCUGGAAUCAUUGCAAUUAAAAAAUUGUUUGCCGCAAAACAAGGAGGUGGCGGCGGUGGUUCUUCGCACGGCAGUGGUUGGCAAUCUAGUGGUCACGGCGGUGGUUGGCAAUCGGGCGGCGGAGGAUGGGACAAGAGGUCCAUAGAAAAUCCUCAACAUCUAGCUUAUAAAGCAUAUAGUCCUAAAUAA
This is a messenger RNA of Anoplophora glabripennis (Asian longhorned beetle), 732 nucleotides long. RefSeq lists its product as uncharacterized. The transcript has 2 exons. The record is from RefSeq and is a predicted model, not a curated record. Lineage: Eukaryota; Metazoa; Arthropoda; Insecta; Coleoptera; Cerambycidae. Bases 1 to 732 code for a protein of 243 amino acids.